GUGGAGGCGAUCGGCAUCAGCGACAUCGAGUGCGACGGCGACGUCAGCACGGCCGAAGGUGGUGCUCAAGCCAGGCGCGGGCUGCCCCCCCCGGAGGGGUGGAAGGUGAAGGAGCGUGAAGCCCUGCUCCGAAUCGCAGCCGGCGGUAUGUGUGCAGGGCAGGUCGGGGUGGCGCUGCUGGCCGCGCUUGCCGCCCGUGAUUCGCCCUUCGGUUCUUGCGUGAGGCGCCACCUCAUGUGCACGGGCCAGCCAUGGCAGGGAGGGAAGCGACAGCGGGAUGUCCUUCCGCUUCCUGUCCCGAGGGGCGAUCCGGCGGUGGAAGCGGCCCUUCAGCGAAUCCACCGUGCGGACCCUGGCAAGGACUGCCACCAAGGGCGUGCCGAGCGAGCUCGGCAGGCUACCAUCGGCUCGUGGGCUUUGCUGUGCAUUGUUACACUGAACUGGAUGUACUGCGCCUGUGGUCGACUCUCCGGGCUGGACUGGUGUGGGCAGAGGCCAACCCUUGCCCAGAAGGCCUCUUUGGCCCACAUCCUGGGCGAGUGCGAGGCGUUGGUCGACAGGGUCGAUGAGGAGACUGGCACGUGGACGGCGGCGCCGUCAUUGGACUUCGCCGCCGUGCUGGGGCGAAAACGGUUCUCGUAUCAGGGCGAAGAGGUCUCGCUCCCAGAGGCCCUCACUCUGCAGGAGCUGCUCCCUGGGCUGCCGCCGAAGGGCGAAGCGGCCUCCGUUGACCCACUGGCGAUCGCCGCGCCGGAGGUCGUUGAGGCUCUCCUUCACCCCGAGCGCGUGCGCAAUCCGGACGGGUCCUGCAUCGCGCAGCCGAGCAUCAGGGUCCACGCCAGUCCUGGGGAGUGGGCCCUCAUCGCGAGGGAGCUGCUCGACAGGGGGGUUUUCGAGGAGAUCGCGUUCGGCGACAUCGCAGUGGUCGGCGGCCAGCCUGUCCUCAAUGGCGCUUUCGGGGUGGUCAAGUCGGGCGACCCGCUGCCCCCGGCCACCCGCGUGCUGAGGCUGAUCAUUAACAUGAUCCCCAGCAACAGGGUGCAGCGACCGAUCGACGGCGACAUCGCCAUGCUGCCAGUUGGCGGCGAGCAUCACGUUACGAUUUUGGGUGACGGGGAGGUGCUUUUGUGGAGCAGCGACGACAUCAAGGGGUGUUUCCACGUUUUCAGGCUCCCCGAGGUCUGGAGGCCGUGGAUGGCCUUGUCGGCCCGGGUCGACCCCGUGGCCCUCGGGAGGGCCAGUGGGCCCCCCGUGUGGGUUGCCGUGGCGGUCGUCCCGAUGGGCUGGCUAUCCGCCGUGGGCAUCGUCCAGUACCUCUCGCGCCGAAUCGUUCUACAGGGAGCGCCCGGGCACGCCUGCCCGUCCGAGUCCACGGAGCUCCGGCGGGACGCGGCUUACCCUCUGCAGCUCCACCAGCUGCCGAGGGCCUGGUGGAAGGUGUACGUCGACAACCUGGAUUUCGGCGAGAUCGUGGCGGAGUCGGAGGUGCGCAACUUCGUGGGCCAGGUCUCCAUCGAGCAGCUGGCUGUACGGCACUCUUUGGAUCGGUGGGGCAUCCGCCGCAACGAAUCGAAGGCCGUCGAGCGGGCGACGGCGGCGGUGAGCAUGGGUUCCGGGGUCGACGGAGUCCGAGGCCGAGUGGCCCCAUCGCUCCCCAAGCUGCUCCAGCACCUCGCCUUGACCGCCUGGGUGCUCACGAGGGCGGACUGCCGAGGCGUGUGGGUGGCAGCCGCAACAGGGCGGUGGUGUUUCGAUUUUGGUCACCGGCGCGCUGCUUUCGGCGUCCUGGACCAAAUCUGGCGUGAAAUCGCCCACUGGAAGGGCUAUGGGCCCGUGUCCAGGCAGGGUGGCGACGAACUCAUCAUGGUCUGUUCGCUCGCGCCGCUGCUCGCGACCGACCUGCGCGCCCAUCUUUUCCCUUGGCCGCUUGCAACCGAUGCAUCGGAGCAUGGCGGCGGCACCUGCAUUGCCACUGGGGUGACUCGUGCCGGCUGGGAGGCGGCGUCGGAGGCUCACCAAGCUCCGUUUGGGCACGACGCCCGGCCUGCGCCGCCCCGGCAGGCGGCCGAAGGAGGCGCGCAGACCAGGCAGGGGGCCGAGGCCGGGGCGCGCGGCGCUCAGCCCACGCCGUCGCUGCCGGACAUCGCAGGACUCGGGUGCCCCGGCAUUGGCUUUGAGGGCACCUGCUCCUCCCUGUUCUGGGAGAUCCCGCGGGUGUCACAGUUCCUUCAGGUGGUCUUCGGGGACCUGCCGUGGAUCGACGUGAAGGAGUGCGUCGCCGGCCUGUCGGCCGAGGCAGGUUGCCAGAUUUCGGAGGGACUCUGGAGGCACCAGAUUCUCAUAGACGCAGCGGGGAUCUCUCGGGUGCGGCGGCCCCGGCUCUAUUGGUACAACUUCCCAGUAGGGGCUGGGGUCUGCCGCCAGCAGUCGCCCGUCUUCGACGCUGUUGUUCUGGCUGCCGACCCAGAGCCCGCAGAGGUUUGGCUGGAGGCGGACGCGUGCUGGGACCUCAAGUCGGAACGCAGGCUCCCGGCAUUCACGCGAGCGAGCCCUCGGGCCCAGCCACCCCCGGCCCCCGUUGAGCUCCAGGACUGCCUGGCCCACGAGCGGGCGAGGUGGCUGGCCGACGAGUGCCGCUUCCCCCCAAACGCGCGCCGGGACCAGGUCACCGUCAAGGUUGCCGUCGGCGACCGUCGCGUCGUGCGCGCUGGUGAACGCGAAGCCUUGAUGGGCUUCUGGCCAGGACACACGGCACCUUCCAGACCUACGAGCGCUCGCGCCGACGACACUGCGAGGUGCACCCUGAUUGGCAGCAGUUCACAUGUCGGAGUGGCCAGCUGGCUGCUCGCACAGGGGCUGUUCGCGGCGGGCCUGAUCGAGGCGCCCGUGUCUGCGGCGACAGUCCAUGCGGCAUUCGCAUCUGAGCUUCGUUUGCGCCGCAGCGGCAAUAACGCACGCCGAGUGCCCCCCCUGGUAGUGGGUCGAGCCGCGGUCGAGCUCAGAAGCCCCCUGCCCGAAGAGGGGGGCGAGGAGUCUGCAGCUAGGGCCUUGAUGUACGGCUUCCUGCAGCACGCCGACCACCGUGGCUCGGACAUUCGACUGGACGUUGGCCUGCCCUUCCGGGCGAAGGCGUGGCCUCGCGCCCCCAUCGCAACCGACCGGUGGCAGUGGCAGACUGUGCUGUCUCACCAGUGGCGGCGGCUCGGCAGGCACAUCAACGAGUUAGAGAUGCAGGAAGUCCUCGCCGCGCUGAAGUGGUUUGCGCGGAAAGGUAGCAUGGGGCGCCUGCAGGAUCAGGUCGUUUCGGCGGGCACCCUCAAGCGCUAUAGAGCGCGAGUGGACGCUUUCCGGCUCUGGCAGAGGUCGGAGCAGGAGCCGCCUGACGACCCCCAGGACGUCGACCAAUCCGUUAUGGAGUACCUUGAGAAGUUGUGGUCGGAGGGCGAGCCCAAAAGCUUCGCCAAUGACUUAGUUGCAGGACUGCAACACUUCACCCCGCGCCUCCGGCGUCAGCUCAACGGGAGCUGGUCGGGCGAGAUGCUCGGCCUCCGAGCGAUGGGCGUCACUUUUGCUGACGACUUAUCGAUUGCUGUUCUGAACCUUGGGCUUGCGAAGACUGGCAAGCGCCAAGGCGCUACGGAGUCUGUCACAGUCACCGAUCGGCGACAGCCGGCUGAGCCGCUCGCUCGACUGUCAGGGCCUCGCCAGAGGGCGUUGUUCAGGCAGGUAUGCGGCGAGCUCGGGCUCCACGAUCACGAAUGCAGCUUGUGCUCUUUCAGGCGUGGCGCGGCUACCUUCGAUUUCAGGCACCGCGGCCAGCUUGAUCGCACUAUC
Prorocentrum cordatum is the source of this 3834-nucleotide messenger RNA. Lineage: Eukaryota; Dinophyceae; Prorocentrales; Prorocentraceae. The record is from the annotation of a GenBank genome assembly.